This is a messenger RNA of Eremothecium gossypii ATCC 10895, 912 nucleotides long. It is a transcript of the gene LST8, whose product is annotated as TOR complex subunit LST8. Gene Ontology annotation, cellular component: TORC2 complex; TORC1 complex. Gene Ontology annotation, molecular function: protein binding. Gene Ontology annotation, biological process: TOR signaling; regulation of actin cytoskeleton organization. Lineage: Eukaryota; Fungi; Ascomycota; Saccharomycetes; Saccharomycetales; Saccharomycetaceae. Bases 1 to 912 code for a protein of 303 amino acids. The transcript has a single exon. The record is from RefSeq and is marked provisional.
AUGUCUGUGAUUCUAGCCUCAGCAGGAUAUGAUCAUACCAUUCGAUUUUGGGAAGCACUGACGGGAGUGUGCUCGCGGACCAUUCAGCAUGCAGAUUCGCAAGUGAACCGACUAGAAAUAACUUCGGACAAGCGCUACCUUGCUGCCGCAGGGCAUCUGCACGUGCGGAUGUACGACAUCAGGACUACGAAUCCCAAUCCAGUGACCUCCUUCGAAGGCCACAGGGGAAAUGUAACUUCGAUCGCGUUCCAGCAGGACAACAAAUGGAUGGUGUCUUCCAGCGAAGAUGGAACUAUCAAGGUGUGGGAUGUGCGAUCACCUUCCGUUCAGCGCAACUACAAGCACGACGCGCCGGUAAAUGAGGUUGUCAUUCACCCCAACCAGGGAGAGCUAAUUUCGUGCGACCAAGAUGGGAAUAUUAAGAUAUGGGAUCUGGGGGAGAACCAGUGCACAAACCAACUAGCGCUAGAGGACAAUACUGCGCUGCAGUCUCUUUCGAUUGCGAGUGACGGUUCCAUGCUGGUUGCAGGAAACAACAAGGGGAACUGCUAUGUUUGGAAGAUGCCAAACCAUACCGAUACGGCGAGUUUGAAACCCGUAACCAAAUUUCGGUCACACUCGAAAUACAUAACCAGAGUACUACUCUCAGUUGACGUCAAACAUUUAGCCACGUGCUCUGCAGAUCACACAGCGAGAGUAUGGAGUGUCGAAGAUAAUUUCCAACUUGAGACUACGUUGGAUGCGCAUUCAAGAUGGGUUUGGGACUGUGCGUUCAGUGCCGAUAGCGCCUAUCUUGUUACCGCGUGUUCGGACCACUAUGUACGUCUCUGGGAUCUCUCAACGCGGGAAAUAGUUAGGCAAUAUGGCGGCCAUCACAAAGGCGCAGUGUGCGUCGCGUUAAAUGAUGUAUGA